AUGAAUCGUUUUAGUGAUAUUGAUUUAACAUUGAAAAGACUUCCAACAGUUUAUGGUUAUCGCAGUGAAAAACUUGUUUCAUUUGAAAAAGCUUUAGAACCUAUUGAAUCACAAAUUGAUAAACUAAAAUCUUAUGUAAAAACAGCUAAAAAAUAUUGUCAUUUUCCAUCAGAAGACGGAUUAACACUUGAUGAAUCAGCUGCUGUUUAUAUUUAUACAAUGGAAUGGGGUGAAACUAGUUUAUAUCGUCUUCUUAAUAAAGCAUUAAGAGAUGAAAAUAGACAAAAUGUUAAAAUUUGGUUUUCUUAUUUAAAAUUAUUCGACACGGCAUUAGAUAAAUUACCAACUAUUAAAGAAAGUGUCUGGAGAGGUGUUCCGCUUGAUAUUGGAAAGAAUUUUACCAAAGAUCAAGUUUUAACAUGGUGGACAGUAAAUUCUUGUUCAUCUUCAGUCAAGGUUAUUGAGAAUUUUCUUGGAAAUAAUAAAUCAACGCUUUUUUUAAUUGAAACAAUUAAUGGAAAAAAAGUAUCCGGCUAUACGAUGUAUGAAAGUGAAGAUGAAGUUGUUCUAAAAAUUGGAACAAAAUUUCGUGUUAAAAGUGAUGCCUUAAAACUUUUAAGUCAAUCACAUAUUGUGCAUUUAAUGGAAAUUGAUGGCAAUGAUGAUGGUAAAUUAUUGGCAUCGACCAUGGGCAAUCUUAGUGUCACACCAAAACCAUCAAAUCUAGGAGCAUCCAGUAAGUCAUUUUUAUUCUUUCUUUAA
Adineta steineri is the source of this 762-nucleotide messenger RNA. Lineage: Eukaryota; Metazoa; Rotifera; Eurotatoria; Adinetida; Adinetidae. The record is from the annotation of a GenBank genome assembly.